AUGGAGAGCCAGCGCUGCUUCGCCAACCGCUUCGAUGACUACCCGGGCAGCCCGGCGGCGGCGCCGGACAGGGAGGCGGCGGUGCCGCUGGUGACGGCCACCAUCGAGCGGAUCCUGCGGGAGCUGCCGCCCCUGGGCGGCCCCCGCGGCUGCCAGGGCGGGCUGUACGGCGGCGUGGCCGGCGUGGCCUACAUGCUCUACCACGUCGCGCAGUGCCCGCUCUUCGCGCCGUCGCGGGAGGCCUACCUGCGGGCGGCCCGCCGCGUCGUGGACGCCUGCCUGCGCUACCAGGAGGGCGGCGGCGAGGCCGACGCCGACACCCGCGCCGCCUUCCUGCUGGGCGGCGCCGGGGUGUACGCGGUGGCGGCGCUGGUCUACCGCGCCCUGGGGCUGCCCGACUUCGCCCGGCCGCUGGGCAAGUUCCGGGAGCUGAGCGAGGUCUGCGCCCCGCUCUCCUUCCUCGAGUGCGGCUCCGACGAGCUCUUCGUCGGCCGCGCCGGCUACCUGUGCGCCGCCCUGGUGCUGAAGCAGCGCCUGGGCAUGGAGGUGCUGACCGCAGCACAAAUAAAAUCAAUUUGCCUGGCCAUACUAGAAUCAGGAAAGCAGUAUGCAGUGAAGAAGAGGAAACCGUUCCCACUCAUGUAUUCCUACUAUGGAACAGAGUAUCUUGGUGCAGCACAUGGGCUUUCAUCAAUCCUUCAGAUGUUGCUUUCCUAUUAUGAAUACCUGCAGCCAGCAGAUCAGGAGCUUGUGUGGCAGAGCGUUGAUUUUCUUAUGGACCAAGAACAGAACAGCAACUGGCCUCCUGAGCUGGGAGAGACAAUCGAGCGGGAGAAUGAGCUUGUACACUGGUGUCACGGAGCUCCAGGCAUUGCGUAUCUGUUUGCCAAAGCUUACCUGGUUUCCAAGAAGCCUCAAUAUCUGGACACUUGCAUCCGGUGUGGAGAGCUAACUUGGCAGAAAGGCCUGUUGAAGAAGGGACCUGGAAUAUGCCAUGGCGUGGCUGGUAGUGCUUAUGUGUUCCUGCUGCUAUAUAGGCUCACUGGAAACUCAAAAUACAUAUACAGGGCACAAAGGUUUGCAGAGUUCUUAUUUACAGAAGAAUUUAAGGCUGGUUCCCGGGCAUUAGAAAGUGUAUAUAGUCUGUAUGAAGGCUUCUCGGGAACUGUGUGUUUCCUGACUGACUUGCUGCAACCCAACCAAGCUGAGUUUCCUCUCUUCAGUGUCUUUGUCUAGAAAGUAACAUUCUCCAGGGCCACAUCCUAGUGGCAAUGGGAGAGGGCACUGCUAUUUCACUUAUUUGUCAAGAGAGGCUAUUUACA
Gymnogyps californianus (California condor) is the source of this 1322-nucleotide messenger RNA. It is a transcript of the gene LANCL3, whose product is annotated as LanC like family member 3. Gene Ontology annotation, biological process: peptide modification; carbohydrate metabolic process. The coding region runs from base 1 to 1236 and encodes 411 amino acids. The transcript has 5 exons. The record is from RefSeq and is a predicted model, not a curated record. Gene Ontology annotation, cellular component: plasma membrane. NCBI's taxonomy places the organism in Eukaryota, Metazoa, Chordata, Aves, Accipitriformes, Cathartidae.